AUGAAGGGGCCAGAGAAGAGUCUAAGGAGCUUGAAGUGGUGUUUUAAAGAAAGCGUCUGCGAGACACAAUUGCUGAAGCUUAAUUGCAUGGUAUCGGCACAAGUGAGGCCAAAUUUAAGAAUACCAAGCGCCGCUCUACACCUGCCGUCUGCUGGGGACCAUUUGUUGUUUUUCAAUCCGAAAACAAAAGACUUGAGCCCCGAUGGGUAUUUUGCGUAUCAAACUCCCAGGGCUUUACUCCAAGACCUAUCGGUUCCGCAGUCAUUUAAGCGGCGCAUGUGGGCAUUAGGAUCAAUGCGCUUCAUCACUCCGCUGCAAAUAGACCUCAAGUAUGAGUGUCUAGAGACUGUGCGAUUUGUCAAAAAGAUCAAGAGCGAUUAUUACGUGGGCGUCGAUAGACAAAUCCUCGAAUGCGAGAGCCAAUUGCCCGCAGUUACCGAAUUCAGAACUUUGGUGUAUACCCAAAGCAGGCCAUCAUCGCGAUCGGGAGUGGCACCUGAAAUGGCAUUUAUCCCCGAACACUCCGUCCAACUAACUUUCCAGGAUCGGGACAUCGUACGAUACAGCGCGCUCACCAACAAUCCACAUCGGGUGCAUCUGGAUAAACUCUAUUGCAGAGACGUCGAGGGCUACGAAGAUACAAUUGUGCAAGGUCCAUUUGUCGUUCACAGCUUGUUAAAAUACAUGCACUUUGGGUUAGGCUUGAGUAUAAAAGCCAUAAGAUACAAAAAUACCCACUUCAUGCACACUGGCACUACUGUCCAAAUAUAUACACACCGUGUAUCUAUUGGACAAUGGGAAGUUGAGGUAAGAGACAAGAAUCGAGAAUUCGUAUAUUGCAAAGCCAGCUUGAGUGUGAACGAAUGA
Molecule: messenger RNA, 867 nt
Organism: Lachancea nothofagi CBS 11611
Lineage: Eukaryota; Fungi; Ascomycota; Saccharomycetes; Saccharomycetales; Saccharomycetaceae
Source: the annotation of a GenBank genome assembly